AUGAACAACAACACAAAUUAAAAAGUUAAUUAAGCAAUUUAAACUUCAAUUGAGCAUAAGCCUUACAGUGAUACUACUUAAUGUAAGUAAUUUAAAGAUAAAAUGUAGUUAUAACAGAUAAUUUAAAACUGAAAUAUGAAGAAUUACAAAAGAAAUUUUAGGAACCUUAAGUUUAAGCAAAAUGGGGUUAAGCCAAAGAUAUAUUUAUCGAAAGAACAAAAGAAUUUGGAGUAACAAACUUUAAAAUAUAUAGUUUCUUACUUUAGAUUAUUUAGUUAAGACUUUUGAGAUUACUAAAANUAUAUAAUUUAAAUUAACAAUAAACUACUUUUAUAUUAGAUUUCAAGUUAAGUAAUACAUAUAAAAAAUAAAAUCAAAAUAACAAAUAUUCCAUUAUUUUAUUUGUCAACUUUAUCUAAUAUUAUUCCUCAUUCAGAAGGAUUUUUAUUUUCUCUUAGAUUCUAUGUAAUUCCUCUAUUGA
Molecule: messenger RNA, 481 nt
Organism: Paramecium sonneborni
Lineage: Eukaryota; Ciliophora; Oligohymenophorea; Peniculida; Parameciidae
Source: the annotation of a GenBank genome assembly